CGAUGAUCGCACUGACGGAUAUUGAAAAUUUUCACCGUCGUCGUCUUCGCAACGACUUCACCCCGAUCGAGAGAUAGGAUUGCUUUACUCCAUUUCAUCGUCCCGUUGAAGCUAAACGGUUUCUGUGAGCUUUUCUCUCUCGCGAAAUGGAGUCUCUGUGCUUUCACGACGGCAACAUCACCGACUUGAUCAAUAUCCGCACCCUCGACAUCCGCCAUGACAACGAUCAUAGAUUUCAAAUGCACUCCUCCAUGGUACGGAAGCUGUCUCUUGAAAGGGAAUUAGAGGGGCAUCAAGGCUGCGUCAACACUAUUGCUUGGAAUUCUAGAGGGUCACUUUUGAUUUCUGGAUCUGAUGAUACAAGAAUGAAUAUAUGGAACUAUUUCAACCGUAAGCUACUGCACUCUAUAGAGACUGGUCAUUCAGCAAAUAUAUUCUGCACAAAAUUUGUUCCUGAAACAUCUGAUGAGCUUGUUGUUUCUGGAGCUGGGGACGCUGAAGUUCGGCUUUUCCGCCUGUCUCGCUUACGGGGAAGGAGACUUGAUGAGAAUGUUAUUAGUCCAUCAUCAGUGUAUCACUGUCACACACGUAGGGUAAAAAAAUUAGCGGUUGAGAUUGGAAAUCCAAAUGUCGUUUGGAGUGCAAGUGAAGAUGGAACUUUGAGGCAAUAUGACUUUCGGGAACGUGCUUCUUGCCCUCCCGCGGCUUCUUCUCAUCAAGAAUGCCGUAACAUUCUUCUUGACUUGCGCUGUGGAGCCAAGAAGUCAUUGGCAGAUCCCCCUAAGCAGUUUUUUUCCUUCAAGUCUUGUGAUAUCAGCUCAACUAGGCCUCAUUUGCUUCUUGUUGGUGGGAGUGAUGUUUUUGCACGCUUAUAUGAUAGACGCAUGCUGCCACCGUUGUCCUCUAGUCAGACAAAGUUGGCACCUCCUUCAUGUGUCAAUUACUUUUGUCCAAUGCAUCUUGCUGACCGCGGCCAUUCUAGCUUGCAUCUAACUCAUGUUACAUUUAGUCCCAACGGCGAAGAGGUUCUACUUAGCUACAGUGGGGAGCAUGUGUACCUGAUGGAUGUCAAUCCUACACGAAGUUCUAUGCGAUAUUCUUCCAAUGAUGUAGCUAAGCUUAUGAACUUUAAUGCCGUUGUCAAGGAAGUAGAAUUGCAGUCAUCUGUAACUGGUAUCUUUUUAAAUGGAUCUUUACUAAGAAGCCAUGCAACUGCUAAGCUUGAGAAGUGCAGAAAGUUGAUUCAGACUGCCGAAAACUCGUUGAAAGGAGAAAAUUAUUACUAUGGUAUUGAAGUCUGUAACGAAGUCUUACAUGGUUAUGAGGAUGAAAUAGGACCUACACUUACUUAUGAUUGUCUAUGCAUUCGAGCGGCCUUAUUGCUCAAGAGAAAUUGGAAAAAUGAUGUAUACAUGGCUAUAAGAGAUUGUCAUAAAGCUAGAAAGAUUCAUUCAACUUCAUUUGGGGCACUAAUUUUGAUGGCUGAAGCUUUAUUACAGCUAGGAAAACACAAGGAAGCUAUGGAAUUUGCUAUGGGUGCUCAAUCGAUGGCUCCAGAUGGUACUGAAGCUGCAGAAAAAGUGGAUAGUUUAAAAAGGCUUAUCAAUGCAGAAGUGGAGAAAGCUAAGAAUGAACAUGAUGGACAAUCUAAAUCUGAAAGUGAGGUUGGACAGGUGUUUUCAUUGAGUGACAUACUCUACCACUCAAAUGCAAAUAGCGAUUCUUCACAAGAUGAUGCGAGGUCUGAGAGAGAAGAUUCUGAUGAGGAUCUGGAAUUGGCUUUUGAAACAUCACUAAGUGGGGAUGAAUCACACGAUAAUAUUGAGCCCAAUGUCAUUGAAGGAAGACUGAAUGUGAGGAUUUAUAGGAGAGAUGAUUCAAGUACGGAGACAAGAACAAAUGGUUCACCAUCGUCCGUGAGCCAAGAUGAGAAAUCAUCUUACCAGGUCAUGAUUUUUACGUUAUCAACAUAUACUAAAAUAGAAAAUUAAAAACUUGUUUUGAGAACUUCAAAAAAUGAGGAAUAAAAUA
Molecule: messenger RNA, 2031 nt
Organism: Cuscuta campestris
Lineage: Eukaryota; Viridiplantae; Streptophyta; Magnoliopsida; Solanales; Convolvulaceae
Source: the annotation of a GenBank genome assembly